Leptinotarsa decemlineata (Colorado potato beetle) is the source of this 557-nucleotide messenger RNA. Its product is annotated as snRNA-activating protein complex subunit 1. Lineage: Eukaryota; Metazoa; Arthropoda; Insecta; Coleoptera; Chrysomelidae. The record is from RefSeq and is a predicted model, not a curated record. Gene Ontology annotation, cellular component: snRNA-activating protein complex. Gene Ontology annotation, biological process: snRNA transcription by RNA polymerase II; snRNA transcription by RNA polymerase III. Gene Ontology annotation, molecular function: sequence-specific DNA binding.
UCUUCUGACCUCAUCGAUAAGUUGAAAAAUACAAAUGACGAGUAUCAGGAAUUGCUGAGACAGUAUUCAGCAAAAUGUCCCGGCGUCUCGGCAUUUCCUUCUACAAUAAUCGGUGAUUUGCAGAAUGCUUAUAGUCAGUUCCAAAGAGAAACACCAGCCGAGAAAGAAGAAGAAGAAGAAGGACCUGUUCAAGCAAAACGGUUAAUCAAAAACCGGGCCAUGGCAAACAAAAACGCUGUAUACAGGGGGUGUAAAAAAGUGAAGACAGCCGUAGAUAUGAAUACCAAUGAUAGUCCGAUUUCCAGUGAGAUGAGCGAUUGAAAUCUUUGGGAAUAUGAUUGAGUUUGUCAUUCAAUUACACUGUUUUAUUGCUUUGCAGAAACACUGCUGUUGGUGAAUUGUUCAACAGAUUGUUGAAUUGUUUAAGUUGAAAAUGGUCAUCCUACCCUAAGGAAUGAAACAAGUAGUUCAAGAUCCCUGAGCCGCCAGAAUUACAUCGUUUCAGCGAAGCCAUUUAAAUAUAUAAUAAUAAAUAUUACAACUGUAAAAAAGUUUUA